This is a messenger RNA of Zea mays, 1411 nucleotides long. RefSeq names its product Thioesterase family protein, mRNA. NCBI's taxonomy places the organism in Eukaryota, Viridiplantae, Streptophyta, Magnoliopsida, Poales, Poaceae. Gene Ontology annotation, biological process: transmembrane transport. The transcript is spliced from 9 exons. The coding region runs from base 107 to 1039 and encodes 310 amino acids. The record is from RefSeq and is marked validated.
CUUUUUGCCUUUUCUCCUGCCCACCACCCCGCCACAACCCUUUCCCUUCUCUGCUUGCUUGCUGCUGCAGUGCUGCCUCCCCCUCGCCCAGCAGCAGGGAGCAGCCAUGCCAGGGGACCACGGCUCCAAGGGCGACAUCUCCUUCGCCGGACGCUUCACGGCCAGCGCCAUCGCAGCAUGCUUCGCAGAGAUAUGUACCAUCCCGCUCGACACGGCCAAGGUCAGGCUCCAGCUGCAGAAGAACGUCGUCGCCGCCGCCGCCUCCGGGGACGCCGCGCCAGCGCUUCCCAAGUACCGCGGCCUGCUCGGAACUGCCGCCACCAUCGCUAGGGAGGAAGGGGCCGCAGCGCUCUGGAAGGGCAUCGUCCCGGGCCUCCACCGACAGUGCAUCUACGGGGGGCUCCGCAUUGGCCUCUACGAGCCUGUCAAAUCCUUCUACGUCGGCAAAGACCACGUUGGGGAUGUCCCUUUGUCCAAGAAGAUAGCCGCCGGCUUCACAACUGGUGCCAUCGCUAUCAGCAUCGCCAACCCUACUGACCUUGUCAAGGUCAGGCUCCAGGCCGAGGGCAAGCUUGCGCCUGGUGUGCCACGCCGCUACACUGGCGCAAUGGAUGCUUAUUCCAAGAUUGCUAGACAGGAAGGGGUUGCCGCUCUGUGGACUGGCCUUGGACCAAAUGUAGCGCGGAAUGCUAUCAUCAAUGCUGCUGAGUUGGCCAGUUAUGAUCAAGUCAAGCAGUCAAUUUUGAAACUCCCUGGGUUCAAAGAUGAUGUGGUCACCCACCUUUUUGCUGGUCUUGGUGCUGGCUUCUUUGCUGUUUGUGUUGGUUCCCCAGUUGAUGUGGUUAAGUCGAGAAUGAUGGGUGACUCAGCCUACAAAAGCACUCUCGAUUGUUUUGUGAAGACGCUAAAGAAUGAUGGCCCUUUGGCAUUUUACAAAGGCUUCCUGCCAAACUUUGCAAGACUGGGAUCUUGGAAUGUGAUUAUGUUCUUGACAUUGGAGCAGGUUCAAAAGCUGUUUGUGAGGAAAGCGACAAGCUGAAGAUAGAGUUUUUGCAGUCAGGUGGCGUACAAUUGACGCACAGGGUUUUUCUUCUAUAGACAAAAGGGGAGAAAUGACACCUCCCCCCUCGAGAAUUGGGGAACAAGGACAGAUCUGACACCUCAAUUGCGAGAAAUAAAAAUAACAGCCGACAGUUGCAUGAUCCCUGAACGAAUAAAUUCAGAACUAGAAAACAGAUGUCAGUAAACAACAUGUGGUGAAUGUUGGAACUUGAACUGCUCUAGUUCAGUGGGCAUCUGUUGUUGCAUGCUUGGGAUGGAUUUAAUGUUUCGUUUUUUUUCUUCCUUGUACUGAAGUGCUCUGAUCGGUAACGAUCACUGUGUGUGAAGUGCUUGAUUGUUAUGUGGUAUC